Molecule: messenger RNA, 401 nt
Organism: Trifolium medium
Lineage: Eukaryota; Viridiplantae; Streptophyta; Magnoliopsida; Fabales; Fabaceae
Source: the annotation of a GenBank genome assembly
AACUCCAUUGAAAAGAAUGACACAUGGAAAUUGGUACCUCUCCCAGACAAGAAGAAGCCAAUAACAGUCAAAUGGGUGUACAAAGUGAAGCAUCUACCUGAUGGAUCAAUAGCAAAAUACAAGGCAAGGCUUGUAGCAAAGGGAUUUUCGCAAAAACCUGGCAUUGACUUCACAGAAAUCUUUGCACCAGUUGCAAGAUUAGAAACUAUGAGAGUAGUGGUAGCUAUAGCAAAUAGAUUAAGCUGGGAUAUUGUUCAACUUGAUGUCAAGUCUGCAUUCCUUAAUGGCAAACUUGGGAAGGAAGUAUAUGUUGAACAACCACAAGGUUUUGUAAUCAAAGGGCAAGAAGAUAAAGUGAUGCUCAACAAAGCCUUGUAUGGCUUAAAACAAGCACCAAGAGC